Molecule: messenger RNA, 1143 nt
Organism: Guillardia theta CCMP2712
Lineage: Eukaryota; Cryptophyceae; Pyrenomonadales; Geminigeraceae
Exons: 3
Coding region: 1-1143 (380 amino acids)
Biological process (GO): mRNA pseudouridine synthesis; tRNA pseudouridine synthesis
Cellular component (GO): nucleus
Molecular function (GO): RNA binding; pseudouridine synthase activity
Source: RefSeq, a predicted model, not a curated record
AUGGCAGCUUCUGAGUCUAGUACUUCCGAUGUCAGAGAGGCCAGCCUUCCUGGUGAGGUCUGUGCUGUGCUGUGCGGGUAUGUUGGGUCCCGCUAUCACGGUCUGCAGAAACACGAUAAGGGUCCUCCAACCAUCGAGCAAGAGCUGGAGAGUGCGCUGAUCAAGUGCGGGGCCCUUGUGUACGAGUCUGGCAUCACUCAGAAUGAGUUCGGCCUGAAGAAUGGGGAUCUCUCUAAAGUGAAGUGGACACAUGCGAGCCGCACCGACAAGGGAGUUCAUGCGGUCGGGCAAUGCAUUGCUCUCUCGAUGCAGCUGAACUUUGCGGGCAAAACUUGGGAGGAGCAGCAAGCGAACAUUAAAUCAGACAUCGUCGUGUAUGGGAUCAAGAAAGUGCCGAAAGGAUUCUACGACGACAGGAGACUCGACCCCUCCCUGGGCCUUGGCAUUACUCGCUUCGAUGCUCGUAGAGACGCGACGGGAAGAAUCUACGAGUACCAGACGUUCAGAAUCUCAGACGAGGAGAUCGCCAAGAUCGCAGCCGUGCUGAGAAUCUACGAGGGGACUCAUGACUUCCACAACUUCACGGCAGACAAAUGCUCCGAUGAGGGGCCGACAGAGACCCAGCGUGUGGUGAGCAGGUUCGUGCCAGGACAGAAGCGAGUGAACGCUGAGGGAGUGGAGUACCUGGGGUUGGAGGUUGAGGGCGACUCGUUCAUCUACCAUCAGAUCAGAAAGAUGGUGGGGCUGGCAAUCUUUGCGUUGAGGUACAAGAGGGACGACGAGAGGGUCCAGUUCGUCCACGACAUCGUUCAUGAUCAGAGUCGGCACUACGUGCCGCUGGCGCCCUCGUUGGGGCUGAUGCUUGAUCGAGUGCUCUUCCGCAAGGAGAACAAAACGCACGGGGGGUUCACAGUGCUGCUGGACUUGGAGGACUUCUCGAGAGAGAUGACGGAGUUCAAGCGUCAGAGGAUCUACCCAGAGAUAGACGAGAAGGAGAAGCGAGAGCAGAACGUUUCCUCCGAGAAGCUGGUUCAGGUACUUCCCUUCCCUUCCCUUCCCUUCCCUUCCCUUCCCUUCCCUUACCUUCCAUUACCUUACUUUACCUUACUUUACCUUACCUUUCCUUCCCUCUUCUUCCCUUGA